AGAGCUUUGCACCCGCACCCCACCUCUUCUGCCUCUGGGGCUGACGAACCCCUUCAGGCGUCCUCGACGGCUUCUACAACUACCCCAACACGCCAUGCUUUCGAGCGACGCGUCGAAGAUGUGAAGCCUGUUAAAGAUGAUAUCAACAAGCUCAUAUUGGACUACCUUACCACCGAAGGUUAUCCAUCGGCGGCAGCGAAAUUCUCCAAGGAAGCCAACCUUGAUGCUCAACAUGAUGAGGCCUCGGUGAGGUCGCGUCAACAGAUUCAGCACUCGAUUCACUUGGGAUGCAUACAAGAAGCCAUCGAAGCUUUGAACGAACUUGAGCCUCAGGUUCUUGAUAAGAAUCCUCCUUUGCACUUUGCGCUUCUUCGCCUUCAACUCGUCGAGCUCAUUCGAACCUGCCAUGCCACUCCUGGGGGUGAUAUCACUCCAGCGAUCACUUUCUCUCAAGAGCACCUGGCUGAGCGAGCGGCCUCAAACCCAGAGUUCUUGGAAGAUCUAGAAAGAACAAUGGCCCUUUUGUUCUUCGCUCCAGACAGCCUUGAACCUCAAUUGGCCUCCCUUAUACACCCCGAUCUCAGAAGAUCUGUGGCAGACAGGGUCAACAAAGCAAUUUUGACGUGUCAAAAUCAGCGACGUGAUGCAGCUAUUAGAAAUAUUGUGCGGCUUCGUGCAUGGGCUGAGAACACGGCGAGGGAUAAGAAGAAAGAUCUGCCUGCUCGUCUGGAUCUAGGCCUGGACAGUAACGAGAAAGAUGACAGGCACGAAAAUGGCCAUGAGCCUAUGAUCACAUGA
Molecule: messenger RNA, 798 nt
Organism: Lachnellula hyalina
Lineage: Eukaryota; Fungi; Ascomycota; Leotiomycetes; Helotiales; Lachnaceae
Product: Glucose-induced degradation protein 8-like protein
Exons: 3
Biological process (GO): proteasome-mediated ubiquitin-dependent protein catabolic process
Cellular component (GO): cytoplasm; nucleus
Molecular function (GO): protein binding
Source: RefSeq, a predicted model, not a curated record